This is a messenger RNA of Sapajus apella (tufted capuchin), 2629 nucleotides long. It is a transcript of the gene GGT1, whose product is annotated as gamma-glutamyltransferase 1. Gene Ontology annotation, cellular component: plasma membrane. The coding region runs from base 755 to 2464 and encodes 569 amino acids. The record is from RefSeq and is a predicted model, not a curated record. Gene Ontology annotation, molecular function: glutathione gamma-glutamate hydrolase. Lineage: Eukaryota; Metazoa; Chordata; Mammalia; Primates; Cebidae. The transcript is spliced from 16 exons. Gene Ontology annotation, biological process: glutathione catabolic process; regulation of inflammatory response; peptide modification.
GUUUUGGUGUGUUGCUGGACGACCCGCCCAGGAGCAGUCUCGUGAGCCAGGGAGUGAGGGCCUCUGGCUGUGCCCCAGCGCUGUGUGACCCAGAGGCACCACUCACCCUCUCUGAGCUGCUGGACAUCAUAGGUGGGGAAGCUCAGACCAGGGGACUCCCGGGAGUGUCUGGAGGCCUGAGUUCCAUUCCCAGCUCUGCCAUACGCUUGCUGCGCUCUAGAGGAGUUUCUCUUCCUCUCCGAGCCUCGGUUUGUGUGCCUGUGCAGUGGGAGCGAGCUGCACUUUAGGGUGAAGGAGGCGAGACGCGUGUGGGGGCAUCCUGCAGGGGGAUCUCACAGAGGGUACAGCCCAGAAUUGUCUUCUGAGAAAGAGGUGUUCUCCUGGACCCACACUGUCCCCAGGCCUCAGCAAGGCAAGCGAGGUGCUCCCGUCAGCCAGGCUGGACCGCUAAGUGAUUUGCCUGAGGCCCCACGGCAGACUUCCACUGGAGGCAGAGAAAGCAGCUAGAGGCAGAAGGAGGUCACAUCAAGCCCCCCAGAAAAGACUGGGCUAUGCAUGCUUCCGGUAACCGCCCUUGACCUUCAGGAGAAUCAGAAGGCUGCCUGACCAGUGAGUCUCAAGAAGAUUCUGUGGCUACAGGCUCCUGCAGAGUGUGAGGGAGACCCCAGUGAUAUCCUCAGCUGCAAAUCCUUCCAUCUUUCGUGGCCAGCUCCCCAGGCAGGCGGGGGCCCCGUCUGCUGCUGGACACGGAGCCAUGAAGAAGCAGUUCGUGGUGCUGGGCCUGCUGGCCGUGGUCCUGGUGCUGGUUGUUAUUGGCCUCUGUCUCUGGCUGCCCUCCGCCUCCAACGAACCUGCCAGCCACGUGUACGCCAGGGCUGCCGUGGCUGCGGAUGCCAAGCACUGCUCGGAGAUUGGGAGGGAUGCACUGCGGGACGGUGGCUCUGCGGUGGAUGCAGCCAUUGCUGCCCUGUUGUGCUUGGGGCUCAUGAACGCCCACAGCAUGGGCAUUGGGGGCGGCCUGUUCCUCACCAUCUACAACAGCAGCACUCGAAAAGCUGAAGUCAUCAAUGCCCGCGAGGUGGCCCCCAGGCUGGCCUUUCCUACCAUGUUCAACAGCUCGAAACAGUCCCAGGAGGGGGGGCUGUCGGUGGCUGUGCCCGGAGAGAUCCGAGGCUACGAGCUGGCGCACCAGCGGCACGGGCGGCUGCCCUGGGCUCGUCUCUUCCAGCCCAGCAUCCAGCUGGCCCGCCAGGGCUUCCCUGUGGGCAAGGGCUUGGCAGCAGCUCUGGAAAACAAGCGGGCCGUCAUCGAGCAGCAGCCUGUCUUGUGUGAGGUGUUCUGCCGGGAUGGAAAGGUGCUUCAGGAGGGGGAGAGGCUGACCCUGCCGCAGCUGGCUGACACCUACGAGAUGCUGGCCACCGAGGGCGCCCAGGCCUUCUACAACGGCAGCCUCACAGCCCAGAUUGUGAAGGACAUCCAGGCGGCCGGGGGCAUCAUGACAGCCGAGGACCUGAACAACUACCGUGCUGAGCUGAUCGAGCACCCGCUGAAUAUUAGCCUGGGAGACGCAGUGCUCUACAUGCCCAGCGCACCACUCAGCGGGCCUGUGUUGGCCCUCAUCCUCAACAUCCUCAAAGGGUACAACUUCUCCCAGGCGAGCGUGGAGACCCCUGAGCAGAAGGGCCUGACGUACCACCGCAUUGUAGAGGCUUUCCGGUUUGCCUACGCCAAGAGGACGCUGCUUGGGGACCCCAAGUUUGUGAAUAUAACUAAGGUGAUCCACAACAUGACCUCCGAGUUCUUCGCCGCCCAGCUCCGGGCUCAGAUCUCUGACGACACCACCCACCCGACCUCCUACUAUGAGCCUGAGUUCUACACACCGGAUGAUGGGGGCACUGCCCAUCUGUCUGUCAUCGCAGAGGACGGCAGCGCUGUGUCGGCCACCAGCACCAUCAACCUCUACUUUGGCUCCAAGGUCCGGUCCCCGGUCAGCGGCAUUCUGUUCAAUGACGAAAUGGACGACUUCAGCUCUCCCAACAUCACCAACGAGUUUGGGGUGCCCCCCUCGCCCACAAAUUUCAUUUAUCCAGGGAAGCAACCACUCUCAUCCAUGUGCCCGACGAUCAUGGUGGGCAAGGACGGCCAGGUCCGGAUGGUGGUGGGAGCUUCCGGGGGGACACACAUCACCACGGCCACGGCACUGGCCAUCAUCUACCACCUCUGGUUCGGCUAUGACGUGAAGCGGGCCGUGGAGGAGCCCCGGCUGCACAACCAGCUUCUGCCCAACGUCACCACAGUGGAGAGAAACAUUGACCAGGCAGUGACUGCAGCCCUGGAGGCCCGGCACCAUCACACCAAGAUCGCGUCCUCCUUCAUAGCUGUGGUGCAGGCCAUUGUUCACACGGCUGGUGGCUGGGCAGCUGCCUCAGACUCCAGGAAAGGCGGGGAGCCUGCUGGCUACUGAGUGCUUGGGGCGGACACGGCCGACCAGCAAUCCAGGGACAAGAUACUCACCAGGGCCAGGAAGGGGACUUUGGAGGAUGUGCCUCCCUGUGAGCAGCACAGCAACACAAUAAAUGAGGCUGCUGUACCAGGCUUCAGGCAGCCUCCCUGGCCUGGCUCCCCACUC